AUGAGUUCGACCCGACCCAUCCAGUCCGUGGUCAAUGAAUCGACCAGGUCGCCCUCUCCGCCCCGGCCCAUCCCCAGCUUCGACGCAGAGAAUUCCACCGUGGCACCAGACGGCGAGGCUUUCCCUAUGCAUGGUAUGCGUGUUUCAGACGCUCACAGUGGCCAACGCUCUCGCCCUCCGCGUCCGCAUGGGGGUAAUCGACAAUACUCAACCUCUCCCCAAUAUGUAACUUCGAACAGUUCUUACCAGGGAUCUCCUCCGCCUCAUUCGCCAUAUUCUGGUGGCCGGGGCAGCUGGAAUGGCCAGUCAUAUCACGGGCAGCACGGGCACUCUCCACCUUAUCGACAGAACAGUUAUUCUGCACAGGGUGGCUCACAGAAUUCAUACUAUCAAAAUAACCAAAGCUCUUACAAUGGACCUGGAAACUCUACCCAGCAACCAUUUUCGGGGCCCUCCUAUCGAGGAGGGCAUUCAAAUUAUCGGGGAAAUCAUCCAAAUCAAGGUCCUGAUCGCAGAUUUGGGACCCACGGCUCUCAAGGCUUUUCCAAUGGACCUCCGCAGCGAGGUCGUGGUCAUUUCAGCAACCUACAAUGGACUGCCUCGGGGUCUCGCGGCCGGGGUGACCAGCGCAGUCCACUCACAUCCCAUAACCAGCCUCCUGCAAGCCCCUCUCAACCUGCUUCCUCGGGUAACAAGAUGUCACCCAGUCUCGAUGAUGAUGACCGUCCGUUCAGACCUUCGAGUAAAGAUUUACCAGUGGAAGAAGAAGGGCCCAAAACCACCCAAGACUUAGAGAAUGGAGAUGAUCUGAGGAUACCACCGCCAGUUCAGCAAUCCAAUCAGUCAGAGACCCCGAACAAGGGAGGGAAAUUCAGCUUUGCGUUCAAGGCCAAAACCACCCCGGUUGCCGUCCCCAAGCCGGUCCCAGAUCUGGCUCAGCGGAUGCAGGUCCGUGAACCCCCGCCUCGAGCCGCCGAGCCGCCACAGCGCAGCCGGAUGCCCUUGGGGCCGCCUCCUAAAUUCAGGCACGACACGCGUUUCGACCCCAGAGACCGUGAUCGUAACCGUGACCGAACCCGGGACCGUGAACGUGACCGGGGACGUGAGAGGCCGCCGCGAGAGAGGGAAGACCGCCGUGAAUUCCGGGAACCACGCGGGCCCCGUGAACCCAGGGACAGACGCCACCCUCGGAGAGACGAUCGCCGCUUCAACCAGCAAUUUGAAAAGAAAAAUGAGAGACGGCACGAAAUGCCACUGGGUCGUCACCGGGAGCUCUCGCCGGAGCCCCCGCUGGAACCAGCAAGGCCGACCAAGAUCCUCACGCGAGUCAAGCCGCGACCAACCCUCUCGGAGGAAUUCUCACAGUCGGAUUCGGUGUACUUCCGAAAACCUGGAAACGAAUCCGUGAUCGGUGCUGGCACGUAUGGUAAAGUGUUCAAGGCCAUCCACAUCUACACGAAAAAGAUGGUGGCCCUCAAGAAGAUCCGGAUGGAGGGCGAGAAGGACGGGUUCCCUGUCACGGCGGUGCGGGAGAUCAAACUACUCCAACAUCUGCGCAAUCCGAAUGUCGUCAGUCUCCUCGAGGUGAUGGUCGAAAAGAACGAGUGCUUCAUGGUCUUUGAGUAUCUGUCUCAUGAUCUCACGGGGCUGAUCAACCAUCCCACCUUUACGCUUACGGAGGCCCACAAGAAGAAUCUGGCGCAGCAGAUGUUUGCUGGAUUGGAAUACCUCCACCACCGGGGUGUGCUGCACCGCGACAUCAAGGCCGCCAACAUCCUCAUCAGCAACACCGGUCUGCUCAAGUUUGCAGACUUUGGAUUGGCGCGGUUCUUCUCCAAGAGCCGUGAACUGGACUAUACCAACCGCGUGGUGACCAUCUGGUAUCGGCCGCCGGAGCUGCUCCUGGGUGAGACCCGGUACGGCCCCGCCGUGGACGUCUGGAGCGCGGCGUGCGUGUAUAUUGAGUUAUUCACCAAGAAGGCCGUGUUCCCCGGGGAAGGCGGCGAGAUCAGCCAGUUGGACAAGCUGUACAACUGUCUCGGGACGCCCACGCGCGCGGAGUGGCCGGAUAUCGUGGAAAUGCCGUGGUUCGAGCUCAUGCGCCCUACGGAAAGAAAGAAGAGAAUAUUCGAAGACCUGUACCGUUCUAUCCUCAGCCCGGCUGCCCUGGACAUGGUGUCCCAAAUCCUUAGCUAUGAUCCCGCCAAACGGCCGUCGGCUGAGCAAGUGCUGCAGCACCCGUACUUUGUCUCUGAGGAGCCCAGCCCUCAGCAGGCCAUCGAGUUACAAAAUAUCGAGGGUGACUGGCACGAGUUUGAGUCCAAAGCUCUCCGCAAAGAGAAAGAUAAGGAGGCCCGGCGGGCUGAGUAUCAGAAGGAGAAAGAAAAACGCAAGGCAACGACGGGAGCAGACUCGCAAGGGGAACGAGACUCCAAACGGGCGAAGCAGGAUGCAGACAGCUCUCAGCAUGUUUGA
Messenger RNA from Penicilliopsis zonata CBS 506.65, 2475 nucleotides. RefSeq lists its product as hypothetical. The coding region runs from base 1 to 2475 and encodes 824 amino acids. Gene Ontology annotation, biological process: positive regulation of transcription elongation by RNA polymerase II; protein phosphorylation; transcription elongation by RNA polymerase II. Gene Ontology annotation, cellular component: cyclin/CDK positive transcription elongation factor complex; nucleus. The record is from RefSeq and is a predicted model, not a curated record. The transcript has 3 exons. Gene Ontology annotation, molecular function: cyclin-dependent protein serine/threonine kinase activity; cyclin binding; ATP binding. NCBI's taxonomy places the organism in Eukaryota, Fungi, Ascomycota, Eurotiomycetes, Eurotiales, Aspergillaceae.